GCAGCUCUAUCCUUUAAAGGCCCCGUUAGCGAGCACCAUCCGGAAACCGGGGUGUCGGAGUGGGGCCUGGAGGGUCUUUCAUCCAGAGGGAGUGGGAGGCGGCGUCCCUGUCAGCGCAGAGAAAGCGAAAGCGAAAGCGACCUUCCCUUUCAGCCCUCCGUCUGCCACACCCGAGGUCGAGACUGCAGCCCCCCCCCCCACCUCCUUCUGCGGAAUCGGAGGCCCCGGGAAGGCAGCCUCUUAUCUCCCGAAAAACCACUUCAGUUUUGUUAAUCAGCUUCAUAAUUAUCCCACCCAUUUUUUUUCUUCUCUCUUUCCUUUUUUAUAUUCUCGCAAAUGCGUGAAAUCGAGGGACGCUUCGCCCGCGUUUCUGGGCCUGCUUGGAUAUUUGGGGCCCGAGAAUAAAGCAGCCUCUUUCUUCCCGGGACUGUUUGGCCCCGAGAAAGAUCGGGGGGCGGCGGGGGAGGUUUCUUACAGACAUGGGGGAGGCCUUUGGGCUGGAAAGAGCCCUCGCAGGCCAUGCCCUCCCACCAGAUUUCCACGACGUGGCCAGGCAAAACUGCCCAUUUUUCUGCCCAAACAGAAAUUCGCGUCCGUCGCCUGCACGGACAGAGAGGAGUAAGCUGUCCGGAAAGAGGCCCUUAAAGGGGGGCAGAAGCGAGGCCGGAGCCCCUUUCGCCUUUCCGUCCCGCCCCCCCUUUUUCUUGCUCUUUGAAACCGUCGGGAGUGGGGUACAGGGAAGUCCGGCGGGGCGCUCGGGGUGGGCUCUGCUCCCCUGGCCGCGCCUGUCAGAGGAAGCGGCCCUGUCCCGGCCGGGGUCUGGUGGCAGCGGAGGGCCCCGGAUGCGAAGUCACCAGAGUCAGAGGGCCCCUAAAGCGCCUGCCAGAUUGCCCAGCGGGUCUGGGGCGCGAGCCCGGAGCCACGAAGGCCCCUUCCUGCUCAGGCUCUCUCCGCCGACACAGACCCAGACGGAAACGCUGGAAUCGCCCGGCCCGACCACGGAAGAAGAGUCCCGAAUAAAAACAAUCAUAUUUGGGAGGGAGAUUAUGUUAAGCCCAACUUUCACCCCCACCCCCCCACCGGCCUGUCCCGGACCCUGAGCCACUAGUGCAGCGAGGCCUCCGAAGCGGCCAGGAGCAGAAUUUGCCGCCAGAUCAGCCGAGCGACCGCCAGGGGUCGCCGCACCGGCAGGAAUUGGGGGGUCCCUGGGGGUGGGCGGGGAGCGAAUUUCUUGGCCGGAGGCCGCAGGACGAGCCAAGACCACCGGGGACCGAAGGGAAAGCCCUGGCAGAGGAAGGCCGGCCGGAGGGAAAAGCGGACGGGUCCGAACAGCGCCAGCUUCGCCCCGCUCCAACCGCCCCGCUCCAACCGCCCCGUCCUGUCCCGGAGACCCACCUGGUGGCCGAGCGGCCGCGCGCCCCUGGCUCCAGUCGGCUCUCCCGCGCGCCGGUCCCCUCGACGGGGCGGUCUGGGCUCCCGGCAGAGCGCGGCCGGUCCUGCUCCGAUGGGCGCGCCGCGCUGGCCCCGCCCUGCUGCCGGGGGCCCAGCCUUCCCCUGCCUGCCCCCUUUGCCGGGAGGGGGUCGCGGCGCGGUCUCCUCCCCGGGGCUGCUCCUCCGGGACCCCGCCGGUGGCUCCUCCUCCCGCCGCUCGCUUCCAGCCCCGCUGCCCGCCCGCCCGCUCGCCUGCUAGCUCGGCGCUCGCUGGCUGGCUGGCUCGGAGGCGGAGGAAGCCGCGGCGGCUCCUUGAACACGCCCGAGUUCAGCCCGGGGUCAGGCGGAGUUCGCGGCCCGGCCUUUACCUUUUCCGCCGCCGCGGCGCUCCCGGCACAUGGGGACCAGCCGGCACAGCCUCCACCAAGCGGCCUGAGGCGCUGCGAGGGGCGCAGAGGAGCCGCCGCCGCCGCCGCCGCCGCCGUGGCAGCCGGGCAGAGCCAUGCGUGUGCACGCCGACCUCGCCUGCCUGGCCGAUCCGACGGGGCUUCCAGGCGCAGCGAUGUUGGAUACCUCGGAGGCGACGGGCCACUCCCGGCAGCUGCUGCUCCAGCUCAACGCGCAGCGCACCAAGGGCUUCCUCUGCGACGUGAUCCUGGUGGUGCAGAACGCGCUUUUCCGCGCGCACAAGAACGUGCUGGCGGCCAGCAGCGCCUACCUCAAGGCCUUGGUGGUGCACGACAACCUCAUCAACCUGGACCAGGAGAUGGUCAGCCCGGCCGUCUUCCGCGCCGUCCUCGACUUCAUCUACACCGGCCGCCUGGGCCCCGACGCCGAUGGCGAGGCUGAGCCGGCCGGCGGAGGAAACCCCGAGCCCGCCUUGGGAGCCGUCCUGGCCGCCGCCAGCUACCUCCAGAUCCCGGACCUGGUGGCCUUGUGCAAGAGGAAGCUGAAGCGCUCCGGCAAAUACUACCAGCUGCGCGGCGGCGGCGGCAGCGGCGGCGGCGGGAGCUUUUCGGCCUCGGCGCCCUUUGGAAAGCUGGCCAGGGGUCUCCGCGCCGCCACGCCGGUUAUCCAGAGUUGCUUCGGGGCUCCGCCGCGGCCGGUGGAGCCAAGCAAUCCGCUCAGCACCCACUGCGGGGAGCUGUACGCCGCCGCCGCCGCCCACCCACACGGGCUGUGCCCUCCGCUCUGCGGCCUGGACCUCUCCAAGAAGAGCCCGAACGGACCCUCCCCGCAGCUGCCCCCGCAGCCCCCCUCCGAGAGCCGCCUCAGAGCAGCGGUGGAGAGCCGCGAGGGCAUCCUGCCGCCCCGACCCGAGAGCCCGGCCUUGCUGCCUCCCCACGCGGCCUUCGGGGAGCCCGGCUCCACCGCCCCUCUCCAGGCCGCCUUCCCCCACCUGCACCAUCGCGGCAACGGCGGCAGCAGCCCCGGGACAGAGCCCAGCGCUCGCGUGGAGGUGGCGCCCGAAUUCCUGUACCGCUGGAUGAAGCACGAGCCGCUGGUGGCGGGCUACGUCCUGGAUGAGGAGGAGGAGGAGGACGACGACGAGGAGGGCGACUGUGGCGGCGCCCGACGGGAGCAGGGCAGCGGCGGCGGCGAGCGAGAACUGGAGCCCCAGGCCCCGUCGCCUCCCGGGCCGCCCCCGCACCACUACCUGGAGAGCGCGGAGCCCGACGGGGAGGCGGAGGACCUGGAACCCGACAAGAGCACCAGCGAGGAAACGGGCUGCAGCAGCGGCGGCCCUUCUCCCGCGGGGGGCAGCCUGGAGCGCUACCUGGGCUACGAGCCCGAGAGCUUCGGAGGGGACAACCUCUACGUGUGCAUCCCCUGCGGGAAGGGCUUCCCGUCCUCCGAGCAGCUGAACGCGCACGUGGAGGCGCACAACGAGGAGGACGAGCUGUACCGCAAGGAGGCGGCCGAGGCGGCGGCGGCGGCGGCGGCGGGGCAGGGCUCGCCCUACCUGGACAAGGCGCCCCCGCUGCCCGCGCCCCCUCCGCCCUUGCCCCCCUCGGGGGGCCCGGCCGGCUGCGACCUGCUGCGCCCCUACCGCUGCGCCUCCUGCGACAAGGCCUACAAGGACCCGGCCACGCUGCGCCAGCACGAGAAGACGCAUUGGCUGACGCGGCCCUACCCCUGCUCCAUCUGCGGCAAGAAAUUCACGCAGCGCGGCACCAUGACCCGCCACAUGCGCAGCCACCUGGGCCUGAAGCCCUUCGCCUGCGACGCCUGCGGGAUGCGCUUCACCCGCCAGUACCGCCUGACCGAGCACAUGCGCAUCCACUCCGGCGAGAAGCCCUACGAGUGCCAGGUGUGCGGGGGGAAGUUCGCCCAGCAGCGCAACCUGCUCAGCCACAUGAAGAUGCACGCCGCCGCCGCCGCCGCCGCCGCCGCCCCCGACGGGAAGCUGAAGCUGGACUUCCCCGAGGGGGUGCUGGCCAUGGCCCGGCUGGCGCAGCAGCAGCAGUCGCCGCCGCCGGACAAGGAGCUCUUCCACCACACCUCGCACUUCUUGGCCGCCGCUGCCGCCGCCGCCGCCGCCGCCGCAGACCCCAAGGCCGCCCUGGAGAGCCUCUACCUCGGGCUCAGCCCCGACAAGACGGCCGAGGUCUUCGCUCCGGGCGCCGUAGUGGCCGCCGCCCACCACCUGCACAACGACCACCACGCUCGGACCAUUGGCCGCUUCUCGCCCCACUGAAGCCCCUCUGCCCGGGCCUGGGAGCCGCCCUUGGUGACCGAGACAGCGACUCCCGGAACUGACCGCCACGGGGCUGCCGCCGGCACCGGAGCCGACUCUCCCGGCUCUUCCGCUGCGCUUCCGCGCUGCCCUUCCCUCCUUUCCCGUCUCCCUCGGGCCCUCCGCCUGGCCGAAUGCAGCCACUCGUCCCUACCUCAAAUGGGGCCCUCCGCCUCCGAGCGCGGAGGUCCCUGGCUGCAGCGGAGGGGGCGCCGGGCAGGGUCGCACCUGCGCCAAAGGGAGAAGAAGGGCUUUUUCCAUCGGGAGGGUUCACGCCUCGCCCCCCCCACCCGCCCCCGCUGGAGAAGAGCCUCGGCUUGUAGGGACCAGGAAGUCCGACGGGUGAGCCGGACUGAGCCAGCUGCCUCUUGCCCCAGCCCGGAGAGGACCUAGCAGCACAGGCAGCUGGCAGGGCAAGCGGCUGCAAGGUGGCCUAGCUGGGGUUCGAAAGCUGCAGACCCUGGAGGGGGUGUCUGUGAAUCACAGCCCCCCCUUCUGCCUCGGGGAGGGAUGGUGUGACAGCCCGGCCUCUUGGCGAGACCCUGACCAGGUGUGUUACCCCCUCUGGGGGCAGAAAAUGCUCGCAACGAUCCCCCUCGGGAACUCGGGAGGAAAGCUUCGCGGGAGUGGGGGGGGGGGCGUUCUUGUGGCAGCCAGACCCUGUCCUGCCUUCCUGGGCAGGGGAGAGGCCCCCCGCCCCGCCAAGGCCCUCCAGCCCCAGAAAGCCCGAAAGGCUAAGGCAGGGGAGCCGCAAAACGGCACCCUCGAGACGCCUGCCCAAUGGCAGAGGAGCCCUGCCCGGCCUCAAGCCCCCAGAAGAGGGGGGGGGAGACGGUGCAAAACCCAGUUGGCCCUCUUGGAGGGUCUUUGCCGGUGAGCAGGAGCCCCCGCCUCGCAGGCAGGCAGGCAGGGAAGGUCUGAGGCUGCUGAUUGAAAACUGCUAGUCCGCCUUGGGGGGGGGGGAGGGGAUUUCCUCAAACUUGUAUUGCAAUGUGAAAAGGAGAGGGUGCCUCUGCCCCCCCCCCGAUUGUGGGUCAAAGGGAGCGAAGGGGAAGGAAGGUAGCCCCCCUCCCCUGAAGACCCUGUCUUGUUUCCAGGAUGGGGCUCCCGGGACCCCAAUAAUACUUGACAAGGACAAAAGGCCACCUGUUUGUCUGCUUCCUUGAGGAUGGGGGAGGGUCAUCUGGGCCCCAGGGGGUCUGGGCCUUCCCUCUGUGGGGCUAGCUACCUGCCACCCGGCCUCUGCUGCACUUGUGGGGGGCCCUCGGACGGCCCACCCAGCUGCCCCUCUCCCCCACCCCACCCUUGACCCCAACCAGCCACGGAAAAAUGUGAAACUGCUCUGUCUUUGCACACCCCUCCUUGCCUCCCCCCUGCCCCCCCCUUGGGCUGUGUCUUCAUCUGAGCCAGCUGCCUCUCCCCCCAGCCCUGAGAGGGGGACCCCCACCCAAAGGAAACUCAGCACCCAAAGGGGCAGCCUUGCGUGCCUUCCGUAGCCUUGGGGAAGGGAUGCCGGGUGUUUUGUAUCGGAAUCCAAAACCAAAUAACAUUUAAGCGUCCCUCAACAAAACGGAGCAAUAAAGGUUUUUCUAA
Molecule: messenger RNA, 5761 nt
Organism: Thamnophis elegans (Western terrestrial garter snake)
Lineage: Eukaryota; Metazoa; Chordata; Lepidosauria; Squamata; Natricidae
Gene: HIC1
Product: HIC ZBTB transcriptional repressor 1
Exons: 2
Coding region: 1934-4129 (731 amino acids)
Biological process (GO): regulation of transcription by RNA polymerase II
Cellular component (GO): nucleus
Molecular function (GO): protein binding; DNA-binding transcription factor activity, RNA polymerase II-specific; RNA polymerase II cis-regulatory region sequence-specific DNA binding
Source: RefSeq, a predicted model, not a curated record